Molecule: messenger RNA, 2749 nt
Organism: Pipistrellus kuhlii (Kuhl's pipistrelle)
Lineage: Eukaryota; Metazoa; Chordata; Mammalia; Chiroptera; Vespertilionidae
Product: sulfotransferase 6B1-like
Exons: 6
Coding region: 764-1621 (285 amino acids)
Biological process (GO): sulfation
Cellular component (GO): cytoplasm
Molecular function (GO): sulfotransferase activity
Source: RefSeq, a predicted model, not a curated record
UAAUGGCUAGACAGCAAAAAAAAAGAUUCAACUGCGGUUCACUGAAGUAACUGGGUACUUCAUUGCCAUAUCUAAUUGAAUCCAGAUCAUAUUAGUGACAAAAACUAAGAAUGACUCAGACUAGUUAUUUAAUCCAUCAAAAACUUCCUGUGUGCAUCAUAGCUGUAUAUGUCUCUUUUCUGGCAUGAGUUUCCUGAUUCUCAUGUUGUCUUUUGUUCCUGUAAGGUUUAUGUUAGUCACAGAUUUGUCUGCCAAUUCCUAGAAGAAUUUAUCUAUUUUCUCAUUCUAUUCCCGAAAUGCAAUGCUAGCUACUUCCUCUAGUGUUAAUAUUAACAAGAAGUUCAAUUUUCCCAAUCAUUUCCACAGUGAUAUAAUCUAUGAUAGCCACUAAAAGUCUUUCCUUAUUUAGGCCAAGAGAUUUAAUUAAGGUCAUUCCCCUAAAUGAUUACAUUUUAGUAGGUUAAAAACUGUGUAUGUAAAUUACUCUUAGAGACAAAUGGAGGAAAUAUUUGGUCAUCUAUGUUAUCAGUGAAAUUCAGAUAACAUCAUUUUCACAGUAAACCAUAAACUGGCUCUGUUAUGGUUUAAAAGUUACACCUGUGAAAAUUGCAAAACGUAUAUAUAUGGUUCUCCAGUUGGAAUAGCAGCUCAGUAAUUCUAAGGUUACAUUGCUACUGAGCUAGGAUAAUCAAGGCCCAUACUUGCUCUGUGCCUUGUGUAGAGUUAGUGUGUAGCAAGUAAUUUGUGUUUGAUUUGAUGAAAGAUGUCCUCCAGGAACCAGCCUGGGGUGCUUCAUAAAUUCAAGGAGACCCUCUUUUCUACUUUGUCUUCAGAAGAACUUCUGAAUUCCCUGGAUUCUUUCCACGCAAGAGAAGAUGAUGUGUUUCUGGUGUCCUACCCAAAAUCUGGCACACACUGGAUUGCAAAAGUCAUUGAGAAUAUUCCCAACGCUGAAAUUACUCUAACAUCUCCAAUUGAAUUGGGAGACAUUUCUAAAUUUGAAGAGCUAAAAAUGUGUUGUAAGAGAAGAGUCAUUCCCACUCAUUUGAGCUAUAACAUGCUACCAGUGGAUAUUAAACAAAAGCAAUGCAAGAUUAUCUACAUCGUUAGGAAUCCAAAAGACACAGCUGUUUCUCUAUUCCAUUACUACAGAGACAACCCUAAUCUCCCCGGCAUUGAAACCUGGGCUGCCUUUUUAGAGCUGUUCCUGAAAGGAAAUGUUGUGUAUGGAUCCUGGUUUGAUCACAUUUUAAGCUGGGAAGACCACAAAAAUGAUAAAAACGUUCUCUUUAUCUUCUAUGAAGAAAUGAAAAAAGAUCUUUUUAAAAGCAUAAAGAAAAUAACGACUUUCCUCGGUAUCAAUGUGAGUGAAAGCGAAAUUAAUCACAUUGCUUCGAAAUCAUCAUUCAAGGAAAUGAAAAAUAAUGCAGCCAAAGAAAACUGUGAUCCAAAUAAGACCAUCUGUGCCCUCACAUCGAAUAAGAACCUGGUAUUUAGGAAAGGAGCUGUGGGUGAUUGGAUAAACUACUUUACUUCAAAGCAGAGGAGAGUAUUUGAUGAACUAUUCACAGAGAAAAUGAAACACAGCGAACUAGCAAGACACUUUGAAGAUUACUCUUAAUAUAAAUGGAAAAUGAAACCAAUUUCCAUUUUAUGCGAUACGAUGCUCGUGGAAUACAUAAAUAUUUUUUACCAAUGUGGAAAGCAGAUAUUUCCUUCAAUGAGAAACAAACACUUUAUGAAAGUGUCAAAAGUGCCAUGUGUGAGAGACUGUUAUUAUCAUAUUUUAUAGUAGCAGAGAAUUAUUAAGAAAAGGAAGCAUAUACUUUUUGAAUAGCUAAAUUAUAUGUCUGCUUUCAGUAUACUUAUAUGGCAAGGAGAUUACUGUUAUUCAGAGAGCGUAUUACUGUGGGUGUCCUAUAAACUACAUUAAUGUACAACAAAAGAGGUGAGGGAUUGUCUAAAACAACCAGUGUAUGAAAAGAAUCUAUUUUCUGGCUGUUUGGACCAGCAUGACCUCUAGACACACAUUUUUAAUUCAAAGCUCCCUGGUGCCCAUGUGGAAAUGUUUUCUAGUGUCAGAGCAAUGACAAACAUCAUCUACUAAAGUGAAAACACCUAAUAGGUCAAUUAUAUCAGAUGAUCACAAUCUGGUAUUUUGGUGAAAUGAAGAAUGAAAAGAUACCCUUUUACACUAAAUUAACACUGGUCUCUCUUUCCAGUAUGUACCUUAUCUUGUAAAGUCAUUCAAAUUACAAAAUUUCUUAUUUUCCAGUUUUGAAAAAUAGAAUUUUCCUGAAGUUAUUAUUGUUUUUACAAUAUUUUGAAUAUGUAUUCUUUCUCCUAGUAGCAUUUCUAGCAUUAAUCAAAACUCUCCUGUCAUGACUAUUAUUCUGUAGCUUUAGUCUAGAGGACAUUGUAAUAGCAUUUCAGUGAAUUUAUUUUAGGAUUAUUGCCUUAAUUGUAAUAUAUUGGUUAUGAACAUCUGUGCCAUAUUAUUUACAUCUGUGCCAUAGUACCUAAUUCAAGGCUAAUGGGAAAUCAAAAUGUAUAUUGUAUAUGACUUUGAGUUAUGAAACCAAAACAAUGAGUUAAGUUAAUUCAGCCAAACACCAAUGUAUUGUGAAUCUUAUUUUUAAUAACACAUCUGUUGGAGGUUUUUGUACCAAGUUUAUCACAAUUCAGCCAGUAUUAGAUCUUCAUGAAUCUUCUAUAUAUACAUAUUUGUUACAAAUAAAAUGUAUUUCUG